AUGAUCAGCAGGAUUUUCUUCGCUUGCCUGUUUCUCGGGAUGUACAGUACGGGCUCCUCGUUAAGUUGCAAAUGGAUUGUAAAACAUCCAGGCGACAGAAUGAGUCAAUUCAGUCUGCACAACAAACAAGCUUUAGGUCUACUUGAUAUGAUGGUGAGUGCACUUCUUUGCAUAAUGUUUAAUAUUACUAACACCACUAAGGAUGCUGAAAUUGAGCACAACGUGGCUUUCCCUAAUCGACUGUAUCGCAAGACGUCCAAAGCAACAGCUGAGGAUAAACUCGCUUUCACAGUUCAGAUUCUGGAGGAGCUGUUUGCCCUGUUUGAGGAGGAUCACAGCUCUGCCUCAUGGGAGGAGAACACAGUGGAGAACUUUCUCAGUAUUGUGAACAAACAGGCUGAAGAGCUUCGCUCCUGUAUUGGAAGCCACAGUUACACGACACAGAAGGGGCAAGAGAGGACAAAAAUGUAUUUCAAGAGACUUUUAAAUAAAAUCCUAAAGAAAAAUGGUUACAGUGCUGAAGCCUGGGAGAAGAUCAGGGACAUAACAGAAGAUCAUCUGAGUCAAUGCGCAUUCCUGGUUACACCUCUGGGAAAUGCCCACUGA
Messenger RNA from Neolamprologus brichardi, 606 nucleotides. RefSeq names its product interferon a3-like. NCBI's taxonomy places the organism in Eukaryota, Metazoa, Chordata, Actinopteri, Cichliformes, Cichlidae. The record is from RefSeq and is a predicted model, not a curated record. Gene Ontology annotation, biological process: defense response; response to exogenous dsRNA. Gene Ontology annotation, cellular component: extracellular region. Gene Ontology annotation, molecular function: cytokine receptor binding.